AUGUCAGGGCGCACGGUGCGGGCCGAGACCCGCAGUCGGGCCAAGGAUGACAUCAAGAAGGUGAUGGCGGCCAUUGAGAAAGUGCGCAGAUGGGAGAAGCGCUGGGUGACCGUGGGCGACACGUCUCUGAGGAUCUACAAGUGGGUGCCCAUUGUGGACCCCCGGGAUGAGGAGAAGCGGCGCCUGGCCGGCAGCGGGGAGAGGCACAAGGGCCGGGAGAGGAGGGGGCGCGUGCCCAGCCCCCGGGCCAACCCUGCCCUCCUCAUGCUGGACCUGAACGAUGAGAACAGCAACCAGAGCUCGCUGUCUGAGACCUCCCUGGCCAAGGGGGGAGACACCAGCUCCAGCCCCACCCCCGACCGCAGCCAGACGGCAACCCCCACCCCGCUGGGGGAACUGAAGGCGGAGGACUCGCAGCCCCCCAUGCUGGGGCAGGAAGGGGACUCUGGGGUGCUGCUGCUUGAGGGGACGGAUGAGCCCCCCAUGCUGACCAAGGAGGACCCUGUUCCAGGCCUACUGGAGUCACAGGGGCAAGAGGAUGCACCCCCCUUUGAGACGGCCCCAACUUUCCCGCAGCCGGUGCUGGAAGAAGAGGAUGAUGAGUCCAUGGGGGCACCUCCCCUGAAGCGCAUCUGCCCCGAGGAGCAGGAAAUGGGUGUCCCCCACUCUCCAUAGACCUAGCCUCCUCCCUGCCCUCUCCCCGGCGUUGUGCCGCACUGGAGAGCAUGGGGGGCAGAGGGGGAGCUGGGUGGGAGGUGAAUCAUGCUUGCCAAAUGCACAAGGACCAAAGACACUUUGAAGAGGAUGUUGGCGUUGGGUCAGGACUCCUCGGAGGGGAGUGGAGGCUGGGGGGUUAGAGCAGGGGGGAUGGGAGCCAGGACUCCUGGGUUCUCUCCCCAGCUCUGAGAGGAGAGUGGGGUCUAGUGGUUAGAGCAGGGGGAAUGGGAGUCAGGACUCCUGGGCUCUCUCCUUUGUGGGAGGAGAUGGGACAUGGGUAGGGAAAGAUGGGCAGCAUCCCCUGAUGCCAGACUCUGAGGGGGCCUGGGUGGAUUUUACAUUCUCGGUGUAUAUACGUAUUUUUUUGGUCUGAACAAUAGACUUUGCUAUUA
Molecule: messenger RNA, 1109 nt
Organism: Emys orbicularis (European pond turtle)
Lineage: Eukaryota; Metazoa; Chordata; Testudines; Emydidae
Gene: BCL7C
Product: BAF chromatin remodeling complex subunit BCL7C
Exons: 6
Coding region: 1-675 (224 amino acids)
Source: RefSeq, a predicted model, not a curated record